AUGAAUUAUGAAGUGGAUCAGCACGAUCUCCUUUUCUAUUGUCCCACUACAAAGGAAUCGGCUGCGGAUCGGGACAAAUUGAUGCGACUGGUGUUCCUGAAACGUUGCAUCAAGAUGUUCUACACCGUUAUCAUACUAGCCUCCAAGGUGGACAUCAGGGGAUCGGCCGUACUUACGAUCGGAUCCGGGAUCAUUUUCACUGGAGAGGACUGUACCGAAGUGUUCAAAGAUAUGUCGAGGGGGGUGUCGAUUGCGAGACUGGAAAAGGGCGACCCCGGAUCCAGGGCGAGUUGCCGGAUCAUCGCCAUGGACCACAUCCCCUCAUUGCCCAGAUCCUACAAAGGUAAUACUGAGCUGUUGAUCUUCGAAGAUCUCUUCUCCGGAUAUGUGAUUGCCAAGGCGAGCGGAUCCAGGACGGCUCAGACCGUGGCAGAAUCAUAUGAGGAAUGUGUGGUUCGCCGAUUUGGUGCCAGCGAGGUGAUCCGCCAUGAUCGUGAACCUGGGUUUAUGUCCGAUUUCUUUCGCGCGUUUAACAUGAUCCUGGGUCAGCGCCAACGUGCAACAAUGGCAUACAGACCUCAAGGGAACGGAUCCACAGAAAGAAUGGUGUAG
Messenger RNA from Phytophthora megakarya, 612 nucleotides. Lineage: Eukaryota; Oomycota; Peronosporomycetes; Peronosporales; Peronosporaceae. The record is from the annotation of a GenBank genome assembly.